Nannospalax galili (Upper Galilee mountains blind mole rat) is the source of this 2288-nucleotide messenger RNA. It is a transcript of the gene Ubl4a, whose product is annotated as ubiquitin like 4A. The coding region runs from base 113 to 586 and encodes 157 amino acids. NCBI's taxonomy places the organism in Eukaryota, Metazoa, Chordata, Mammalia, Rodentia, Spalacidae. The record is from RefSeq and is a predicted model, not a curated record. Gene Ontology annotation, molecular function: protein binding. Gene Ontology annotation, biological process: post-translational protein targeting to endoplasmic reticulum membrane. The transcript has 4 exons.
UCUCGCGGCUUCCGGCGGCGGCGGGCGGUUCCGGCGCGCGCCCGGGGCGGCGGCGCGCGAUAGAGUACGUUAGGGGUUGGCGUUGGCCCUAGUGGACGCCACCGCGGACACCAUGCAGCUGACCGUGAAGGCGCUCCAGGGCCGGGAGUGCAGCCUGCAGGUGCCAGAGGACGAGCUGGUGUCCACGCUGAAGCUCCUGGUCUCAGAUAAAUUGAACGUCCCUGUGCGACAGCAGCGUCUGCUAUUCAAGGGCAAGGCCCUAGCAGAUGAGAAACGACUAUCAGAUUACAACAUUGGACCCAAUUCUAAGAUCAAUUUAGUCGUUAAACCUCUGGAGAAGGUGUUACUGGAAGAAGGGGCUACCCAGAAACUGGUCGAUUCCCCACCUCCACCCACCUGGCAGCUGAUCUCCAAAGUCCUGGCCCGUCACUUCACUGUAGCAGAUGCUAGCAGGGUCCUGGAACAACUUCAGAGGGAUUAUGACAGGUCCCUGAGCCGCUUGACACUGGAUGACAUCGAACGCCUGGCCAGCCGUUUCCUGAACCCUGAAGUGACUGAGGCUAUGGAAAAGGGGUUCUCCAAAUAACGCACUGGGAUUAUGGGAAGGAGUACCUGGCUAGGCCACAGCUGCAUGUUGUAUUAAAUGUGUUCUCAUGUUGCAGUUUGGCUCAUAGUGAUAAUAAUAGCUGGUAUGUACCCGGCUCUUGCUAGGUGCUAGGCACUACUCGAAGUACUUGACCUGAGUUCUCUUCCACCUCCCCCAGAAGAGGCACCUAGCAAUGGCAUGGAACAGUCAGGAUCUGAGUCCAGCCAGCCUGUAAAAGUGCCUCUGUAGGAGAAAGGCUGCUGUUUUGAGGGAUGGGCCUUAGCAUUCCCUCAGGAAGCAGCUAGUCCCUGUCACCUGACCUGUAGUGUGUCUGGCAUCACCGUUGGCAAACCUCCUCAGAAGGCCAAAUGGUAGUCAUCCCCAGGCCCCUCUGCUGCUGCAGCCAGUGUGCUCUUGAUGAAGGACAAGCAGGUUAGGGGUUGGAGGGUCAUGAAGACACCUCGGCUCUGUCCUAUAAUGAGUCAAGUUUCUGUGCCAUUAAGUCUGUAUAGUGAUGGCUGCUCCUUUGACCCAAAUGAGUUCAUUUUCCCCUUCCCCAGCUCAAGGUGGUAGUCUGCAGCCAUUACCUACAGUUCCACCUUGUGUUCAGCAAGCAAACUAAAGCUAAAAGUGAAGUGAUAGGCAAGCACAGGCCACAGAUGGAGCAUCUUGGGCCUUCGUAACAUAGCUCUUCUUGUGAGUACCGUCUGCUUGGUUGCCCCUUCUGGAAGUGGGUCUCGCCCAUAAGGGACAACAGGUGACUCAGCAAGGCAGUGUCACAGAACUCUGCCUUGGUCUCCUUACCCAGUGCCCACCCAGUAUGGACAUGUUUGCUUCCUCUGCCACCUGGGUACAGGGGCUUUUACUUUGCACACCUUCAUUGCUUAAGAAACUCAGGGUGGGGAGGAGAGAUAGAUGUGGGCUGAGUGGCAGUGAUUCCUCUUUCACUGUGCCUGUGCCUAGGUGCUAAAGGUCAUAUAAGUACUCGGUCCUUUGAGGAGUAUCCCUGUGAGUAGUAGAGGCUGGAAGGGUGCCACCUGCAGGACACAACUCUUGCCCCUCCACUCUUGCCAUGGAAGCCACUCAGUGUGGUCAGGGCUGCACCUGCCCCCCUGCCCAAGGGCCUCCUUUCUGGGCCUUGUAGGACAAUACUGAGUGCCUGUGCUGGGAAGAUGAACAGAAAUGAAGCCUGAGGGGAAGAACAGGUGAUAGCCCCUGGCCCUCUCUGAGAGCUGGGAUACCAUAGCAGGGACCUACUUGUGAGCAUGUGUGAGAACUGGCAGCUCAGACAAUAAGCUUAUUAAUGUUCUUGUUCAUUUUGAGUCAGGGAAUAUAUUCAGAAAAUUAAAUAACACUAAAUGUGCACGUGAGACUUUUACCAAAAGGAACUCUACUAGCUAAGCUGCUUUUGGUUUCCAAUAAUUGGUUUAACAAUACAGGAAACUUAUUGACUUACAAAACUGAAAAACCCAGGACUACUGGCAGUGGAUGAACAAUUUCAGCAAACACCCAGCUUUUUUCCUGCCACCCUCUGAAUUCUCCAGGAUCUGCUUCAUCCUCAGCCACCACCUCCAAGGAUCAGAGGAUGGCUGCCUGCUGCCACAUUGGAACCCUUCAUUCACUGCCAGCAAGGAGCACUUUCAGAAUAGCAUAGCUUCUGUCUCAGAUGCCCCAGCAAAUAAACACUGUCUCUUAUUGGUCA